Molecule: messenger RNA, 4833 nt
Organism: Nakaseomyces glabratus
Lineage: Eukaryota; Fungi; Ascomycota; Saccharomycetes; Saccharomycetales; Saccharomycetaceae
Gene: SPO14
Product: phospholipase D
Biological process (GO): intracellular signal transduction; phospholipid catabolic process; phosphatidic acid biosynthetic process
Cellular component (GO): intracellular membrane-bounded organelle
Molecular function (GO): phosphatidylinositol binding; D-type glycerophospholipase activity
Source: RefSeq, a predicted model, not a curated record
AUGCAGGAAGUAGUGCCCGGUGUAAUCGAUAGAAGGCAUACGGAUAUGGGUGUGAUGCACACCCCUGCUGGUCCUGGAACUAGAACUGGUGAAGAUGGACUAUACGAUGUGCGAAGUGUGGGCUCGUCCGUGGUCUCUGAUCCCGAGGCCAGAGCCAAGAAUCUGGCAUUUCAAGGGAUUCCCAAUUCUAUAAAGCGGAUGCACCAGGGCAGAGACGUCACGCCGGCGUCCAUGGAUCACAGCGAGCCAGCGCAUCAGCACGGGCAUAGGCCCACGCCAAUGGCCGGUUUCGACACGGACAAGACUGGUGCCAGCAGAGACAGGCAGUUUAACGGCUGGAGACAGGAGUUCAACAGCACAUUCAAGCGGAUAUCGGUGAUCUCGAAGUUGAAAGUGCGGAGCUUCAAUGGGUUCAGGACACCGCCGGCGUUCUCGAGGCGGCAGUCUGCUGUACAACAGGGCAAUAACGAUGACGCAGAUGACGAAAGCAACAAAAUCACCCAGAGUCUGGCUUCGGAUCUGUUGGAUAGUCUGCUGGCAGGUUGUCCGGCAGCCUUAUUUGCGUCCUCCCAGUUCCUCAGAGACGAGCACGGGAAGAGGCGGGCGUCAUUGCUUCUCGCUAUGUUGAAUGUCCGUGUGCUUCCUGUCAACGAUAGCAGUAUCAAUGCCUUUAAGAACGGUAUGACUACAAGCACCAUGGCUUCUUUGAGCUCUAGUUCUAACAGCUCUUUUGCAGAGAACUUCUACGAGAAGAACGACCUCACUGUGUUCAAGAUAGAGCUUGAAUACGGUGUGGGUGAGAACAGACUAAAAUGGACAAUUUAUAAGAGCUACAAGGAACUUCUUCAACUUCAUCACAAACUAAAACUGCUAGCGUUCCAACAAAACACAAUAAACAAGAUAUAUAUAGAUCAGAACCGUUACCAUAAGUUCAGAAUUCCAAACUUCCCACAUUUAAAGUAUAACGAGAAGAACCAAAUAAAGCAUGAUAUCAAGCAUUCCUAUAAGCACGGUAAAAAACGGGAGUUGGCUGAUAGAGAUCUGUCGCUGUCACCUGCUAGUUCUUUAUUUGAUGAUAACAGAUCCAUACUCGAUUCCCUUAGGUCCUCAAUGAGCUUUGACGUCAACAAGGUGAAAAUGAAACACUUGAAAGAGUUAAUGGAAGAAGGCGAUGAUGAGUCUCAGGAGCAUCAUAAAAGAAUUGAAAGAUACUUAUACUUGCUGAAUAUAGCACUAUGUUUGAGACCGCAGUCAAAUAGAUUAUUUCAAUUUUAUGAAUGCUCGCCUAUUGGUAAUUUGCUGGGCUAUGAGAACGGUUAUGCUGGAAAGCAAGGUUUUUUAGUUAUCAGGUCGACAGCAAAGUCUCAAGGUUGGAGAGUUUCCCAUUUCAAUCCACACGACUUUAAGGAAAUGAUAGAAAGACACACUGCAAAAUGGUUUUUAGUAAGACAUUCAUAUAUCACAUAUGUUUCUGAUUUGGGUUCUACUACUCCUUUAGAUGUCUUUCUGGUAGACUCUAAAUUUAAAUUGAUGAUAGCAGGAAACAAAAAUAAUAUAAUUGAUGAUGUUGAAGAUGAAAUUAAGUAUAGGCCUGGGUCCCGUAAAGAGAAGAGAACGUUAAAGGAUGAUAUUAGCUCAAAGUUAAUGCUUAUUACGCUUGAAAAUAGUGAAAGAAAACUGAAGAUGAUAUGUAAAUCAGAGUCAGGCUUUAAACAGUGGGUUCAUUCUAUCUCUCACAUGGCAAAAUCUACAGUUUGGUCGCAACCACAUAGAUUUGACAGUUUUGCACCCGUUAGAAAGAAUGCCUACUGUAAGUUUUUGAUAGACGGAAGAGAUUAUUUUUGGGCCUUGAGUGACGCUUUGAGAAUGGCUGAAGAUGUGAUCUAUAUACAUGAUUGGUGGCUGUCACCUGAACUUUACUUACGGAGACCGAUAAAGGGAAAUCAAGAGUAUCGUAUUGAUAGAUUAUUGAAGGAGAGAGCUGAAUAUGGGGUGAAGAUUUUUAUUGUAGUUUAUAGAAAUGUCGGGACAACAGUCGGUACAGACAGUUCAUGGACCAAGCAUUCCAUGUUAAACCUGCACCCAAAUAUUCACUUGAUCAGAUCACCAAAUCAAUGGCUUCAGAAUACAUAUUUCUGGGCUCAUCAUGAAAAAUUUGUUGUAAUUGAUAAUGCGGUAGCGUUUAUGGGAGGAAUUGAUUUGUGCUUCGGUAGGUAUGAUACACCAGAACAUGUUUUGAGAGAUGAUGAUCCCGAACUUAUCAAUCAAAUAUUUCCAGGUAAAGACUAUUCUAAUGCUCGUGUGCGUGAUUUCUAUGAUUUAGAGAAGCCAUUCGAAAACAUGUAUGACCGGAAAGAUGUCCCUAGAAUGCCUUGGCAUGAUGUUCAUAUGCUGACUUGUGGUGAGCCUGCUAGAGAUUUAGCAAGGCAUUUUGUUCAAAGAUGGAAUUAUUUAUUAAGAGAGAAACGGCCAAGUAGAGCAACGCCCUUGUUAACUCCUGCUGGUGAUUUUUCCAAAGGAGAACUUGAAGGGCUGCCAUUGUUCCAGUACCUUAAGGAUAGGUCCACUUGUGAAGUUCAAGUUUUGAGAAGUGCCGGAAGCUGGUCUUUAGGACUGAAACAAACUGAGCACUCCAUUCAAAAUGCUUAUUUAAAAUUGAUUGAGACAAGUGAACACUUCAUCUACAUUGAGAACCAGUUCUUUAUAACAUCAUCUUCUUGGGAUGGUGUUGUGAUUGAAAAUAAGAUCGGUGAUGCUAUAGUUGAUAGAAUUAUAAGGGCUAACACAGAAGGUAAGCCUUGGAAAGCAAUGAUUGUGAUUCCAUUAAUGCCAGGUUUUGACUCUCCAAUAGAUGAACCAGAGGCCUCUAGUUUGAGAUUAAUAAUGCAAUGCCAGUAUCAAUCCAUUUCGAGAGGCCAAACCUCAAUUUUUUCAAGAUUGAGGAAACUGAACAUUGAACCGUUUGAUUACAUUCAAUUCUUCUCAUUACGUAAAUGGUCUACUAAUGGAGAGAAUGACAAACUAGUCACCGAACAAUUAUAUGUCCAUGCUAAGCUUUUAAUAACCGAUGAUAGAAAUGUUAUAAUUGGUAGUGCAAAUAUCAAUGAAAGGUCUCAACUAGGUAGCAGAGAUAGUGAGGUUGCAAUGGUAGUUAGAGAUACAGAUUUGGUGAAAACAAAAAUGAAUGAUAAGGAAUACUAUGCUGGCAGAUUUGCAUGGGAGUUGAGACAGAGGUUGAUGCGUGAACACCUUGGCUGUGAUGUUGAUCUAGUUGAAAUUGUUGAGAGAAAGUUUAACAGAUUGGAACAUUUAGCGCAAAAAAACUUCGAUACCUUACAUACCUUAAAUGAGGGGAAAAAAUAUAAAAGGAGUGAAAAGUUAAGCUCUGCCAUGAUUGAAUUAGCAUAUAGAGAAAUAUUUGAGGCUGAUUGUAGCCCUCUGUGGUUUGACAAGUACAAAACUAGUGAAGAGAAGAUUGUUACUAACUAUGGUUUGAUGAGCCAAAUUAAUGAAGAGGAGGAUGCUGCUUUUGAUUCUGAACUUUAUCAAUCGUUUGAAUUCAGUGAUAUUGGUAAAGAAAGUUUAGGACUAAAUUCAGCCACCACAAAAUUCUCGAAGCUAAACAAGUAUCAUUCAUUUAAUCACAGAGCGGGUGAGGACAAUAAAGGUAUCAGAGAUCGUAAGGCUAUUAGCACAGAUCCAAGAAUUGUAAAUAAUUCUGAACAUAAGGCUGAUGUUGAAGGGUAUGGAGCUGAUAAAUGGCGUACAAAAGAUUUUAUUGAUCACAAGCUCUCUGUGACUGAGCAAUUACAUGAGUGGUCGAAGAGGGCUAUUGAGACUAAGAUUAUUGAUAAUAAGAAAAAAGUUAAGAGGAUGCAACAAUUACCAGAUAGACAAACUGUGGAAAUUUAUCUAUCCGAUCCUAAGAUUGAUUGUGCUUCAAAAUUUGAUAUGUUGAAGCGUAUCUAUUAUCUGCAGCACGUUUCUUAUAAAGAAAGCAAAAGUGAGAAGGAAAGAGAAAAUUUUAUAAAGAAAAACUCUAGGCCAUCAUCUAAAGAUAGUAAAGCCACAAACAACAGCACAAGCUUUGAAGAUGAAGAACUAGACGACGAGUCCUUAGAUAUUUUGUUGUAUCAAAUAUUACCAGACUUUGGUAAUUCUGAGAAGUGUGAAUCUUUCAAAAACGUUCUGGAUUACAAAUUCAUAGACCCUUAUUCAUUCGAAGACCCACUAUCAUCUCAAUUUUAUGAUGAACUAUGGCUGGCAGUUGCCUUGAGGAACACUCUACUUUUCAGAUUAGUUUUUCAUUGUCAGCCAGAUAAUGCUGUGCAAACAUGGCGAGAUUACAAAGAAUUUGCGAAGCUGUAUAUUGAUUUUGAUAACAAGCAAGGCAAAUAUGUAUCUGAUCAGGCUGGACUUGAAGGUGCAGAAGAAGAGAUGGUUGAUAGAGAAGAAACUAUUCCUCCAGAAUUAGCAUUACAGCGAACCAUGAGUGUGACCGUCAAGAAGGGUGAAAAGCUCGGAGAUAUAGACUUUCCUGAGUCCAUCAACGAUUUAGCAGAGAAUGCAGAAGAGAAAUUCGGUAGAAAAUUAAUGGAGAAGCAAACUUUGAACAGUAAGGGCAAUAGAAUGACAUUAAAGAUGAAGAUGUAUGCUAGCUCAGUUAAUGGCUCGAACCAAAGGAUAUUCGAUAAGGUGACAGCUAGAAGAAUCCUCGAGAGAAUACGUGGUCAUUUAGUUUUAUUUCCAACUGAGUGGCUAUGUAGGGAAGUUGAGUCCAAGAAUUGGUUCUAUCAUGCGGACAGGUUACCUCCUAUUGAUAUCUAUGACUGA